AUGAAAGAACAUUAAGGGUUAAUGGGAAAUGAAUUUCAACCAAUCAAAUAGAAGUACUUCUUACAUGAGAAAGAGUAAAUUAGAUAAGAUCCAUUUGUAGAGAGUUUGUAAGAAUAUUUCUAGAUAUUUCGGAGACGUAUAAUUUUGCAUAUAUUACUGUGUAUAUUGUAAACAUAAUAGCUCAUAGCAUUCUUCUUUUUGGCCCUUAUUAUUCCAUCUAUCAUAUUAUAGGCUGAUUUUAUAGAAUUAGAUGUAUCUGAAAGAGGUGGAAUAUUUAAGAUGGAGUAAACAUGGGAUCCCCCAAUAAGCAUACAAAUGUUUUCGAAAAUUGAUAUUCUGUUGCUUGAUGUUUAAUUGUUUUUAGAUGGAAAGGAGAUAGAAGAGUUCACAAUUUAUGAGCAUUUGUAUAUGAAUACUCAAUACAACUUGACUAGUAAUACAAAUUACAGUUUUAGUAAACUAAUUUAUUAAUGAGGCAGCAGUUAGAUUGAUGGCACAGUUCGACUUUGUACCCACGUCUUACUUGAUUAUCAUAGUUGUAAUGCUUGUCAUCUCCCUUUUGUACUCUAUCAUUACAUACACUCGUUACAAAAAACUUUGA
Messenger RNA from Paramecium pentaurelia, 601 nucleotides. The record is from the annotation of a GenBank genome assembly. Lineage: Eukaryota; Ciliophora; Oligohymenophorea; Peniculida; Parameciidae.